Messenger RNA from Drosophila biarmipes, 1125 nucleotides. Its product is annotated as trypsin-1. Lineage: Eukaryota; Metazoa; Arthropoda; Insecta; Diptera; Drosophilidae. Gene Ontology annotation, biological process: proteolysis. The record is from RefSeq and is a predicted model, not a curated record. Bases 1 to 1122 code for a protein of 373 amino acids. Gene Ontology annotation, molecular function: serine-type endopeptidase activity. The transcript has 3 exons.
AUGAAACCCAAUCCGCCAGUUGUUCUGCUCCUCCUCGCCCUCGCAGCGAUAUGCGAUCGGAGUUGGGCCAUCUAUAAUUAUAAGCCACCUUCCCGCGGUUACUUCUAUCCGAAGCCAGCGCGAUUGCCACCUCUGCCAGUCAAUGGAUCUACGACUUCGACUUCGACUUCCAAUUCCGGCCCACCGCCCGGAGUGCAAUCGGAUUUCAUUGAUGAUCUGAUUGAGGGCCAUAAGCAGCAAAUCUUAUCGAACGUCUUGGGCGUGUCGAGUGAAACUCCCUCGGAUUCGAUCUCCUCCCCGGCGUCAUCCUCCUCCCCGAUUUUCCCCCUCGAGGGCGGUGGUGCCAAGGCGUUUCGCGUUAAUCGCUGUGCCAGCUGCACCUGCGGCGUUCCCAAUGUGAAUCGCAUUGUGGGCGGCACCCAAGUGCGGACGAAUAAAUAUCCGUGGAUCGCGCAGAUCAUCCGCGGCACCUUCCUGUUCUGCGGCGGAACUUUGAUCAACGAUCGCUAUGUCCUGACCGCCGCCCACUGCGUCCACGGCAUGGACAUGCGGGGCGUGUCCGUGCGUCUGCUGCAGCUGGACAGGAGCUCCACCCACCUGGGAGUCACCCGGUCGGUGGCCUUCGCCCAUGCCCACGUGGGCUACGACCCGGUGAGCCUGGUCCACGACAUUGCCCUCCUGCGUCUGGACCAGCCCAUUCCGCUGGUGGACACCAUGCGACCCGUCUGCCUGCCCAGCAACUGGCUGCAGAACUUCGACUUCCAGAAGGCCAUCGUGGCGGGCUGGGGCCUCAGCCAGGAGGGCGGCUCCACCUCGAGUGUCCUGCAGGAGGUGGUGGUGCCCAUCAUCACCAACGCCCAGUGCCGGGCCACCUCGUACCGCUCCAUGAUCGUGGACACCAUGCUGUGCGCGGGCCUGGUCCAAACCGGAGGUCGGGAUGCCUGUCAGGGCGAUAGCGGAGGUCCCUUGAUCGUCAGGGAUCGCAUUUUCCGGCAGGCAGGAGUGGUAUCUUUUGGCUACGGAUGUGCCAAGCCCGAUGCUCCUGGAGUCUACACCCGAGUCUCUCGUUACUUGGAAUGGAUAGCAGUCAACACAAGGGAUGCUUGCUAUUGCGUUAAUUAGUUU